GUCUACCUCUCAUACAGACAGACAGACAGACACGCCGUUGGCCCCAUCCCCCCUCUCUCCCUUGCAAUGAGUGCAAGUCAGUCAGCACGUAUGUAUGUAUGUAUCUACAGCACACGCUACAUCAACCAUCAGCCAGAUCAUUGCGGCUCGCUUCGGCUCCGCUCAGCUACACAUCGAUCUGGAGAGAGAUGCGGCGCCCCUCUAUCACUAGUUAGUCGCCUCUUCUGCCCCUCCCCCUCCCUCUCGCUCUCGCUCUCGCUCCACGGCCAUCUCCGCCUGAUCAGCCCCGCCCUCCUGCACCACAGCCAUGUCGACGUCGCCGUCGCCACCCUUCUGCCCCUCGCCCUGCUGUUGCUGAGGAUCCAGCCCACAGAGAAGUGUCGGCACAAUGCGGCGCUUGGGCUGCUUGCCGUCGGUCUGCUGCUGGGGGGCAACGGCGUCGAUGGCCAUCUGCUGCUGCUGCUCCUGCUGCUGCUGGUUGGUGGUGUUGGUGUUGGUGUUGUUGGUCGCUUUGUGUUUGUUGGGUUGCUUGCCUGGCUGCGGCCCCUUGAGGGGAGGGGUCUUGGAGAAGGCGCCGAUGGGCGGAACUGGUCAGCCACACACAUGGAAGAAACGGAUGGUGAUUCGGGAGGGCUAUGAGGGCUCAGUUGUGUUGUAUGAGUGACCACAUGGUGGAGUGGAUGUGUCAAUCAACGUGUGAAUGUGUGUGUCUAUGUGAAUGUCACCCACGCACCCACCCGAUGUGAGGACCUCUCCGAGCUCGCCCUCCUCGAAAUACACGUAGCUAACGUACCUGCACCGAAAGGACAGACAGAUCCGAGUGUACUUCUCUUACUUGAUGGACUGACUCAUCCAUGGUUCGUUCCCCCACCCACUUACCCAUCGCUAGAUGACACGGCGAGCACUCGACCGUCACUCGACCUGACCAGCAAUCGACAGACAGACAGAUGCGUACGUACGUGCAUGGCGCAACGAACGAUCCAGUUGGUUGACGGUGCGGUGUCUGUCUGUCCUGCUCACCAGGCCGCGUCAGUGAGGCCCAUCCAGUGGUGGCCGCGGACAAACGCUAUGGGAAUCGUCCGCUGCACACACACAUUUCAUUCAGAAAAGAGCGAGUGAUUGAGUGAGUGACGGACAAACGGACAAACACCUGUCCGUGUGUGUGGUGGUGAACCACCCAAAUCUGUCUGUCUCCCUGUCUUCUCUGGGCGACUCACCUCACCUACCUCUGUGUUGUAGAUGUAGACAUUGCCGGUGAUGUUGAUGACGGCGAAGACGUACAUGGGCGGCCCCACGUAGCCCCCGUCGCCCUCCACCACCGUCCACUUGCCCCUCUCGCCCAUCCCGCCCUUGACCCCCUCGACACCACCCCCACUGCCACUGCCGGCAGCCAUGCUAAUGCGCGGAGAGCUCCCGCCACCCAUGUCAGGCAGCUCAGCCAGCACCUUGCCCACGUACUGCGAUAUGUCACCGCCAUCCGCCCCCGCCCCCGCCAUCUCGUUCUCCUUGUCUUUGUCUUGCCCUUGCUUCUCGCCGCCUGCAUUGCCCUCGCCGUCUUUUCCCUCGGCUUGCAUUGCCUGUGCGAGUGAGGGGCUGUACGUGGGCAGCGUGUGGUCGGGGGGAUACGCCCAAGACGGCAUGUGCGUCACGGCUGGAGGGGCGGGUGCAGCCGCUGCCGCUGCUGCUGCCGCUGCAGACGAGGAUGAGGAUGAGGCCGCCUCUGCGUCGCAUUUCUUGGCGGCGACCUUGGCGCUCUUGAAGGUCAGGGGGCAGAAGCGGAUGCCUACCGCGGCGGAGUCGGGCAGAGGGAUGCACAGAGAGGGCCUGCAGAUACACACACACCCAUAGGCAGCCAGGCACAGAGCAAAGUGCAUGAUACCCUAUCUCUGCAUGCGCAUCGACCUGCCGAGCCAUUCAUUCAUUGUUGGUCGCGUACCGUUUCAUCUGCCCCCGAUGAAACACGAGCGUGGCGGGAAGCGCCUUGGUGUCCUUGAGCACGGCACCGGCCCCCUUGUCGCCAUCGCUGACCUCCAUCGCCUCACCACCGUCGGGCACAUCAACAGACAUACUGUUGUUGCCGGCCUUGGCCUUGGCCUCGUCCGUCUGGCCGUCGGCUGGUGCAGCGGCUGCUGCUGCUACUGCUGCUUGUGAGGGUGAGGGUGAGGGCGCCCUGGCACUGCCCUUCUUGCCCUGCUUCUUCUUCUUGUCAUUGUUGGUCUUCUUUUUUGCCGGUUUGCGGGCCUCCUCCAUCCGCCGCUGGAAGCGCUCGGCGUUGUGGGCCAUCAACUCACGGCCCGACGGCAUGUUGCUCAGGGAAUACUGACCUGAGCAAAGCCAGAGACAGAGAGAGAGAGAGAGAGAGACGGCAGUACGGUGCUUAAGUGAAGGGAUGGAUGGCUGCGUGUGUGGUGCGAGGGAGGCGGUGCGGUCCUCCCUACCGCUUGGAGUGAGGAAGAAGGAGCCGUCGGGGGACCAGUCUGGGCGACGAACGAGCCUGAUGCAUGCACAGGCAGACAUGCACAAAACAAACGGAUGGGUACGCUACGCUAUGCGACACACAACCUUCUUCAUGCAGCUAGCUGAUGGCAUGUGAUGUGUAGUGGGUGCAAUUGCAAUUCUUACGAGGGGCAUGCGGAUGAGCUGAGGAAGAGGUUGACCUGCUUGGUGCGGGCGGCCUCCUCGUCCUCACACUCGUCCUCGUUGUCCUCGUCGUCAUCCUCACUCUACAACCACCCAACCACCCAGCAAUUACACAUCAACGAACGAAUCGGUCAGUAACUCAGGGAUGUGGGCAGAAGUGUGUGUGCUGUGACACGGUCACACGGAUGGGGCCAUACGUACCGUUCUCUUUUUCUUCAUCCUGUUGUUCUCAGGGUCGGUGCCAUCGAGCGACACCUUGGCCUUGCCUAGCCUCUCCUGGACACAACAACACAACACACAACACACCACUACGUAUGCCACACCAUCACCAUGAACAACACCAUCCUAAGCACAGGCGGGAGGGAGGGAGGGGGGAGAGGGGGCCUACGAUUGCUGUGCUGCGGAACUUCCUUUUGUCCUUGAGUUUGGUCCAGACUUUGACACUGCACCCCAUCCAUGUGUCCAUCCAUCCAUCCACCAGACAAGUGCAGGCAGACAGACAGACAGACAGACGUGACCGGCGGUUCGGUUGGUAGGUACUUGAGGGCGUUUCGUGUCUGUGGGUAUGGUGUGGCGCACAUGUGUGCUCGCGUACGUACGUUUUGUCCGAGCUUUGCGUGACCAGGAAUUGGCUGUGUGGGUCCCACGUGACGCCCAUGACCGUCUCGUUGUGGUCCGACAGCGUAACAACCGCCCGGGCUGACCACACACAACACACACAUCACACUCGCGUAUCCAUCCAUCCAUCCAUCCGUCGCUGUGCAUCCAUCGCACCACCGUCAACGACAUCCACGACGAAGGUCUGGCUCGGAGUCCCAUCGCACCCCACAGCUAUGUACCGGCCGCACGGACUCCACGCCAGACACCACGCCAUGGCGUUCGUCCUGAUGGAUUGAUAGAUGGGCAACACGCGCACGGCACGGCACGCACACGCCUGUCCGUCCGUCACGUCCACUGUCUGUCUGUCGCUCUCGUGUAGUGUGUGUGCGUGUGAGUGACCUGAAGGUCCCGCUCUCUUUCCAGUACUCGUCGAAAUCGUAGACGGCAUCCUCGCCGAACGCUGCACGGUACUCGCUCCGCUUCCGCUGCUGCCAAAACACCACAGUACCAUCUGACACACACACACACACACACACGACACUCACACACACGACGCUCACACACAAACACAAACACACGUCACAUGGAUGCGAUGCACCCACGCACAUUCACGGACGGGGGCAGGGCAGGUGUGUGUGAGCUUGCCUGAUCCCGCCGAUGCAAGUGUGGAUCCGUCGGGUGACCAUCUGACGGUGUUGAUGUCCUUGCCCUGCUCGUGGCGCGACAGCUUGGCCAGUAUCUUGACUGGCGGGUCCUCAUCGCCACCCAGCACCUCCCAGAUCUGCGCACAUCGGCACACGGAUAACAACACACGCAGAUAGAUCCACAGACAGAUGGAUGCGUGUGUGUCCAUCCGCCAUCCGCACGGUGCAGCCAGCCACGUAGAGUACGUGUAUGUCAUUGUCGGCUCCGCAUGUGGCGAGUCGUCUGCUGCCGUACUGGAAGUCGAGCGAUGCCACCCGCUCCGCUGACCCCCUGGGAGCCUGGUCCUUGCCGCCCUUCUUGUCGGGCUUGGUGCUGCUGCCGGGCCGCUCCUUCUUGAACGCCUCACUGUGGUACAACACCUCAGGCGUCCUCACCCGCAUGGCUGCUGCCAAACUUUGACGCUACUCAAUUUGACCUACACAAACCGCUCUCCAUCAUCUCGCGAGAAGGACACCGCAGAGCCGUUUGUGUAGGCGUAAGAUCUAACAAGCGGGCGGAAAGAGCGGAACUUUUGG
This is a messenger RNA of Vitrella brassicaformis, 4460 nucleotides long. The record is from the annotation of a GenBank genome assembly. NCBI's taxonomy places the organism in Eukaryota, Vitrellaceae.